UUCCAACCACCACCUACCCCUUUUCCAUGGCCAACAGGCCAAGGCCAAGGCCAGCGAACGAUUUUAAUGAAACAAUCAAGUCCUUCAUCUCUCCAUCCCUCCCCUUGCCCUUAAUCUUACAGCCCCCACAGGCGGAGACGUCCUCCUCGACCCCCCGAUCACCCCCAUCCCACUCUGUUGAGUGGUGGCUUAUUAAUUCCAGUCCAGACACUCUCUCGCUGCUUGGAGAUUAAUCAUCCAAAGAAGCCUAAGCUUUUCGUCUCGUUCUCUUAUUAUUGAUCGACGCAGAGGCUAGCGUGGAGUGGCAGCACUUGUUUCUUGUUGUACUGACACAAAAUGGGAGGUGGCGGGGCGGCGAGAUCGGCAGCGGCGCUUGCCGGGCGGAUGGCGAACGACGUCGUGAGCUUCAUCGUGUUCACCAUUUUGGAUUUGCUUGAUGUAAUGCUAUGUCUUUUUUAUAAGCUCGUGGACUACGCCAUGGAAUCCGAGUGGAAGCCUUGCUACUGCUCCUCCUCCCCCAAGGACAUGGUUACCAGCAGCGGCGAGAUCCUCGUGUCGGAGAAUGGGGGCUCGAAAGUAGUCCGGCUUUCCUCCACCAAACUCCAGCUGGAGGACAUCUCAGACACCUUGUACUCCAGGCCCUCCCUCGUCUCCGAGGUCUCCCGGACGACGGUACGUGAGCUCCGGAGGAUUAAAACGGGGCGGCAAGGCAGCCGGCGUCCUGCAGCGGCCGCGCGGAGCGCAGGCGGGGUUCGAUCCGCGUCGCCCAACACCACGAAAUUCACCAUCAAAUCCACCAUCAUUCAGAUGCUCCAGGGCAGGAUCGGCGGCGGCAAGUCGUACCCCGUGCCGCGGUGGUCCGACUGCGACUGCCCGACCUGCACCUCCUGGAGCUCCCGCGACUCCCUCCUCUUCGUCCACGCCGAAGCCCCCAAAGAUGGAGGGGUGGCGGAGGAGGACGUGCUGUUCAUACAUGGAUUCAUAUCGUCGUCGGCGUUUUGGACGGAGACGGUAUUCCCGAACUUCUCCGAGGAGACGAGGGCGAGGUACCGGCUGCUUGCGGUGGACCUGCUGGGGUUCGGGCGGAGCCCGAAGCCGUCCGACUCGUUGUACACGCUAAGAGAGCACGUCGAGAUGAUCGAGCGCUCGGUGCUGGAUCGCUACAAGGUCCGGUCCUUCCACAUUGUCGCCCACUCCCUUGGCUCCAUCCUCGCCCUCGCCCUCGCGGUGAAGUAUCCUGGUGCCGUCAGGUCUCUCACCCUCCUCGCCCCGCCGUAUUUCCCGGUGCCGAAGGGGGAGAAGGGGACGCAGUUUGUGCUGCGCCGGGUGGCGCCGCGGCGGGUGUGGCCGCCGAUGGCGUUUGGGGCGUCGGUGGCGUGCUGGUACGAGCACAUCAGCCGGACGGUGUGCCUGGUGGCGUGCAAGAACCACCGGUUCUGGGAACUCGCCUUCAAGUUCGUCACCCGCAACAGGAUUAGGACCUUCUUGAUGGAUGGCUUCUUCUGCCACACCCAUAACGCUGCAUGGCACACCCUCCACAAUAUUAUUUGUGGAAGUGCCGGCAAGAUUGAUGGCUAUCUUGAUGCAGUGAGAGAGAAACUUAGCUGCGAUGUGACAGUGAUCCAUGGGAGGGACGAUGAGCUCCUUGCAAUUAGUUGUAGUUACGAUGUCCGGUGCAAGAUUCCUCGAGCGCAUGUCAAGGUUGUGGACAACAAGGACCACAUCACCAUCGUCGUGGGCCGCCAGAAGGCUUUUGCCCGGGAGCUUGAGGAGAUAUGGAAGAAUACAAGACGCUGAGUGUGUAUCGAAAGAGAGAGAAAUAUUGUGGAAAAAAAAGACAAAAAAAAUGUUAAAAGGUGAGAAAAAAAAAGAAAUAAGCAAGAAAGACCAAUAUGUCUGGUAACAAAGGAAGAACAGCCUGAGGGAAAUGCAGAGGUUGGGCAGAUUUAUUCUGCCUUUAGCUUUUAUUUCCUUUUUUUUGUUAAAAAAAAAUCAAUUCAAAAUAUAUCUGACUUAGUGUUAUUGUGGAAAGUUAUGUGGAAAUUAUUAGAAUUUAGUCUGCCAUUUUUUUUUUAUUCCUCAUCUAUUCCUGCUGCAACCUAUACUUAAUAGAUGGCGCCCCUGAAAGAAUUGUCAGGAGA
Phoenix dactylifera (date palm) is the source of this 2141-nucleotide messenger RNA. Its product is annotated as putative lysophospholipase BODYGUARD 3. The record is from RefSeq and is a predicted model, not a curated record. NCBI's taxonomy places the organism in Eukaryota, Viridiplantae, Streptophyta, Magnoliopsida, Arecales, Arecaceae.